AUGCUGGCAUUGCUAAAGGACAGUGAUAUUGAAUGUCUGGGAGAAGUGCCCACACCUUUGUUGCCUCCCCUCCCGCCCCUUCACCAUCAACCACUCCCUUCAGCUCCACCAACAGCUACAUCCUCCAGUGGUAUGAUGCCCCCGUCAGGUAUGACCAUGUCAUCAGCACCAGCACUCCCCCAGAAGCCACGUCCAGAAAAAAUUUACAAGUGUCCCAGCUGUGACAAAUCCUUCUCCCAGCUGGGCAAUCUGAAGACCCACCAAAACAUUCACAACCCAAUUAAACCCUACCAGGACUUUGCUCAGUGCAGUCACCUGAACCAGCACAUGCGCAAUAAACAUGAGGGCAAAGUACCACUGGAUGAUUCUCAUGGAAAUCGACGUAACAAGUUUGCUGGUCAGUGUGAUACCCUGGGCAGGCCCCAACCUCUACCUUCUAUUUCGACAAUUAAGACAAGUAAUUCUCCUGUGCCAUCAAAUGACGGGUAUCAACCUAAUUUCUUUCCUUCAUUUAACCAACUUAACCACCCUCAGCAGAUGGCAGCAGCAGCUGUAGCCCUGACCAACCGACCCCAACAGGAUCCUCACAUGCAGCCAGUGCCAGGUGCUUCACCCUACCCGAUACCUUCACAACAGAUACGAAACCCUCAUCCUCAUGACAAACCUAUGGAGAUGUCUCUGUUUCACCAUUUUGCGCAGUCUGGUUAUUUUGGGCACCAUAUCCGAGACCCAUUUGCCUACCCACCUCCAGAUGGAUACAUACCGAAUCAUUUUCCUUUGUCUUAUAGCCUGAAACAGUAUUUCCGAGAUAGUCCAGGGAUACAGGGAAAUCCAGUAAUGAAUACUGACAGUAAGGACUUUCUGGGAAAACCUCUAGAAAAAUCUCAGCCUAUGCCGCUGAUGCUUUCUAGCCAUGCUAAAAUGAACCAGAUUCCAAAAGUUGAGGGCAACCAAUUGACACAGUUUGACCAUCAUCAAAACAACAUCCUAAACUUACAUGACAGACAUCAACCCAAUCAGAUGCCCAGCCAAGAAUCAUCUCACGUUAAUCCACUAUCUCCACACAAUAGCCCUCACAUGAAUCAGAUGUCUUCACCGGAAAGAUCUCACCUAAAUCCAAUGUCUCCUAGCAACAGGAACCAGACAACACCAAUGUCUUCCCCCAACAGAUCACAUUCCCAUAACAAUCAGUUAACUCUUCCUGAGAGACCCCACAGUAGCCAAAUGAACAAUUUGUCACCAUCAGACAGGCCCCAAAGUACUCACAUGAACCACCUGUCAUCAAUGGACAGGUCCCAUAGUACCCAUAUGAACCACCUCUCCUCCUCAGAGAGGUCUAACAAUACUAAUAUGACCCAUCUCUCACCACCAGACAGGCCUAACAGUUCCCAUAUGAACCAUCUCUCACCAUCAGAAAGACCUAACAGUAACCAUGUGAACCAUCUUUCACCAUCAGACAGAUCUAACAGUACCCAGAUAAACCAUCUCUCCCCAUUGGAAAGACCUAAUAGUAUCCAUAUGAACCAUCUCUCACCAUCAGACAGAUCUAAUAGUACCCAGGUAAACCAUCUCCCCCCAUUGGACAGACCUAAUAGUACCCAUGUAAACCAUCUUUCUCCAUUGGACAGACCUAACAGUACCCAUGUGAACCAUCUUUCUCCAUUGGACAGACCUAACAGUACCCAUGUGAAUCAUCUCUCUCCAUCGGACAGACCUAACAGUACCCAUGUGAACCAUCUUUCUCCAUUGGACAGACCUAACAGUACCCAUGUGAAUCAUCUCUCUCCAUCGGACAGACCUAACAGUACCCAUGUGAAUCAUCUCUCUCCAUUGGACAGACCUAAUAGUAGCCAAGUGAAUCAUCUUUCACCAUCAGACAGACCCCAAAAUAGCAAUAUAAACCAUGUUUCACCAUCAGACAGACCUCAAAGUAAUCACAUGAACCACCUACCACAGUCAGACCGGCCUAGUAGUACCUAUAUGAACCAUCUCUCACCACCAGACAAGCCCCAAAACAAUCACAUGAAUCAUAUUUCCUCUUCAGAUAGAUCUCAGAAUAAUCAUAUGAGCCAUCUGUCUCCAGACAAAUCCCAGAGCAACACCAUGACCCCAGCAAAUAGAGCUCACACAUCUUCCCAUCUAACUUCCCAGGAAAUACCUCUAAGCAAUAGCCACUUACCCCUGCCAGAUGGGACCCCGUUAUCUGGACAAAGCACCUCACCAUUGACAAAGAAUCUGACCCAGGAAUCUCAAAUACCAGAAACUCAGCUGGUACCAACCUCUUCAAAUAGCGUCUAUGACCCAAAUAAAGACUCACAGUUGCAUAACUCCCCAGAUAAAAAUAUGAAUGGUCAAUCCACAAUGUCUAACACUUUGAGCCAACAGCAGAUUAGAGUUCCAACUGAGAAAGCUCUCUUGGAGUCAACUCCUGUACAGCUCCUAAAAGUACCUCAAUAUGGACCCCUGCAGACUAAUGUACCCCUGCUAGUUCCACAGUAUGAUACUUCCUUAAUUAGUAUUCCACAGAAUCAUUAUUCACAAUCAAUAUUUAUUUCUUCCUUUUUUUCUUUUAAUUUUUCUUCCCACUCAUCUUUUGCAAUUUCUUUUUCUUUACUUAUCAUUUCUUCUUCUUUUUUUUAUUCUUGCUUUCUUUCUCAUAUAUUUUUCCUUCCAAAAAUUGUUUCUUCUCUCAUUUCCUUAGUUCUUUUUAGAAUUUCUUUCUCUCUAUAUCUUUCUUUUUUCUUCCCACUCAUCUUUUGCAAUUCCCCUCCCUUUCUUUCCUUAUCAUUUCUCCAUUUUUCUUUCUGCUCAUCUCUUGCAAUUCUCUCUCUCUCUCUCAUCAUUUCUCCCUCUUUUAUUUUGCUCUCUCUUUUCUUCAUACAUUUUUCCCUUCUAAAAAAUUAUUUUUUUUUCUCAUUUCCUGAGUUCUUUUUUAGUAUCUCUCUUUCACUAUUUCCUCCUUAA
Acanthosepion pharaonis is the source of this 2964-nucleotide messenger RNA. NCBI's taxonomy places the organism in Eukaryota, Metazoa, Mollusca, Cephalopoda, Sepiida, Sepiidae. The record is from the annotation of a GenBank genome assembly.